AUGGCCACCUGCUGGCAGGGCCUGUGGGCCUAUCGCUCCUACCUGAUUGUGGUUGUCAUGCCCAUUUUAUUGCUGCCUCUGCCCAUCCUUGUCCCCACCAAGGAAGCCUACUGUGCCUACACCAUCAUCCUCAUGGCGCUCUUCUGGUGCACUGAAGCGCUGCCCCUGGCCGUCACCGCCCUCUUCCCCAUCUUCAUGUUCCCCAUGACAGGCGUAAUGGACGCCUCCGAGGUCUCCGUCGAGUACCUUAGCGACACCAAUAUCCUGUUCUUUGGGGGGCUGCUGGUGGCCACCGCCGUGGAGCACUGGAACCUGCACAAACGCAUCGCCCUCCGAGUGCUCCUCAUCGUUGGGGUGCGGCCUGCCCUGCUGAUGCUGGGCUUCAUGUUGGUCACGGCCUUCCUGUCCAUGUGGAUCAGCAACACAGCUGCCACGGCCAUGAUGGUGCCCAUCGCGCACGCCGUCCUGGAGCAGCUGCACAAAGUCCCCACGGGCAGGAACAUUGAGGAGGGCAGCGACAACCCCACUUUUGAACUCCAGGAAUCAAGUCCCCAGAAGGAAGAGACCAAGCUUGAUAACGGGCAGGUCCACCCGGUCCGGCCUGCUCCUUCAGAGCCUGGGGAACAGCUGAACAAGGAGCAGCUCCACUUUACCAAGGGCCUGAGCCUGUGUAUCUGCUACGCGGCCAGCAUCGGGGGCAUUGCCACACUGACUGGCACCGCCCCCAACCUGGUGCUGCAAGGCCAGAUGAACUCGCUCUUCCCCCUAAACCCCAAUGUGGUGAACUUCGUCUCCUGGUUCAGCUUUGCCUUCCCCACCAUGAUCAUCUUGCUGCUGUUUGCCUGGCUGUGGAUGCAGAUCUUGUUCCUGGGGUUCAACUUCCGGAAGAACUUUGGCAUUGGGGGUCAGGAGGGGGAGCAAGAGCGGGCGGCCUACCACGUCAUCCAAUCGGAACACAAGCUGCUGGGCCCCAUGAUCUUUGCAGAAAAGGCUGUCUCCGUCCUCUUCUUCGCCUUGGUGCUGCUCUGGUUCACCCGGGAGCCGGGCUUUUUUCGUGGCUGGGGCAACCUGGCUUUUUCCAAUGCACACGGGGAAAGCAUGGUGUCCGAUGGAACAGUGGCCGUUUUCAUCAGCAUAAUUAUGUUCAUCAUGCCCUCCAAGAUCCCAGGGCUGACUCAGGAUCCAAGACAACCAGGGAAGCUGAAUGCCCCUCCUCCCCUCCUGACAUGGAAGACAGUGAAUGACAAGUUGCCCUGGAAUGUCGUGUUCCUGCUGGGAGGUGGCUUUGCCCUGGCCAAAGGCAGUGAGCAAUCGGGCCUGUCGCAGUGGCUGGGGGACAAGCUGACCCCACUGCAGAAUGUGCCACCUCCUGCCAUUGCCCUCAUCCUCUGCCUCCUGGUUGCUGCCUUCACUGAAUGCACCAGCAACGUGGCCACCAACACACUCUUCUUGCCCAUCCUGGCCUCCAUGGCUCAGGCCAUCUGCGUCCACCCUCUCUAUGUCAUGAUCCCCUGCACUCUGGCCACCUCCCUGGCCUUCAUGCUGCCUGUGGCCACCCCGCCCAAUGCCAUCGUCUUCUCUUUCGGGGUCCUCAAAGUGACUGAUAUGGCCCGGACAGGAUUCCUGCUCAACAUCGUCGGAGUGCUGGUCAUCACGCUGGCCAUCAACAGCUGGAGCUUCCCCAUCUUCGACCUGUACACCUUCCCAUCCUGGGCCCACUCUAACAUCACAGCCUUCUGCGGGGUCAGCCAGGCGAACACCACAACACCUAGCCCCUAG
Molecule: messenger RNA, 1779 nt
Organism: Diceros bicornis minor
Lineage: Eukaryota; Metazoa; Chordata; Mammalia; Perissodactyla; Rhinocerotidae
Gene: SLC13A2
Product: solute carrier family 13 member 2
Exons: 12
Coding region: 1-1779 (592 amino acids)
Biological process (GO): monoatomic anion transmembrane transport
Cellular component (GO): membrane
Molecular function (GO): transmembrane transporter activity
Source: RefSeq, a predicted model, not a curated record